GAUUAUCUCUCCUCUCCUCUCCUCUCCUCUCCUCUCCGCGGACUCACCAUGGCAGUCGAGAGGAUCCAUGCCCGCGAGAUCCUGGACUCUCGUGGGAACCCCACUGUGGAGGUGGACCUGUACACACAGAAAGGCAUGUUUCGAGCAGCGGUCCCCAGUGGUGCAUCCACUGGUAUCUACGAAGCGCUGGAGCUACGAGACAACGACAAGUCACGGUUCCUCGGAAAAGGGGUCCUGCAGGCCGUGGAUCAUAUCAACAGCACUGUCGCCCCAGCUCUCGUGGGCUCUGGCCUCUCUGUUGUGGAUCAAGAGAAGAUUGACAAUCUGAUGCUGGAGAUGGAUGGCACUGAGAACAAAUCCAAGUUUGGUGCCAAUGCUAUCCUGGGAGUUUCGUUGGCUGUGUGCAAGGCGGGAGCUGCAGAGAAGGAUGUCCCCCUGUACCGGCACAUCGCUGACCUAGCCGGCAACUCUGACCUCAUCCUUCCUGUGCCAGCUUUCAACGUGAUCAAUGGAGGUUCCCAUGCAGGCAACAAACUGGCCAUGCAGGAGUUCAUGAUCCUGCCUGUGGGAGCAGAAAGCUUCCGUGAUGCCAUGCGCAUUGGGGCUGAAGUCUAUCACAACCUCAAGAGCGUCAUCAAGGAGAAGUAUGGCAAAGAUGCUACCAAUGUGGGUGAUGAGGGAGGUUUUGCCCCCAACAUCCUGGAAAAUAGUGAAGCUCUGGAGCUCCUCAAGGAAGCUAUCGAGAAGGCGGGCUAUACAGACAAGAUUGUCAUUGGUAUGGACGUGGCAGCCUCUGAGUUCUACCGUGAUGGCAAAUAUGACCUGGACUUCAAGUCCCCAGAUGACCCAAGCCGCUACAUUUCCUCAGAUGAGCUGGGUGACCUCUACCAAAGCUUUGUACGUGAUUAUCCAGUGGUCUCCAUCGAGGAUCCCUUUGACCAAGAUGACUGGGAAGCCUGGGCCAAGUUCACAGCCAAUGUGGGGAUUCAGAUAGUGGGAGAUGACCUGACAGUGACAAACCCCAAGCGCAUCGAGCGAGCUGUGGAAGAGAAAGCCUGCAACUGCCUGCUGCUCAAAGUCAACCAGAUUGGAUCCGUCACAGAGGCCAUCCAAGCCUGCAAGUUGGCCCAGGAGAACGGCUGGGGUGUGAUGGUGAGUCACCGAUCUGGGGAGACUGAAGACACCUUCAUUGCUGAUCUGGUUGUAGGACUGUGCACUGGGCAGAUAAAGACGGGUGCUCCCUGCAGGUCUGAACGCCUGGCUAAAUACAACCAGCUCAUGAGGAUUGAGGAAGAGCUUGGCGAUGAAGCACGCUUUGCCGGACACAACUUUCGCAACCCAAGUGUUCUUUGAACAUUGUCCCCAGGGCACAGCCACCCUGCUGCUCUUUCCCACCUCACAGACUCUGAAACCCCUUUCGCUCCACCACUCCCUUUUUUGCUCUUUCUCCCUCCUCCACCACCCGGUUCCCUCUCACCUCAAACCCCCUCGAGUUCAGAUGUCCCCGGCUAGAUGUACCAAGGUGAAGGAUCAGAGAGAGGCCUACACCCUGUCCCUUGCUUUGGGGUCAUAAGCAUUUCUGGAUCUAGGCAUUGUGUGUCUCUUGGUUUUUUUGUGCAGGGCCACGUCUGAGCCACUCUGUUCACGUGUUAGACUGCAGGAGCAUGCUGCCCGGUGUGUUUCCCUUGUACGCCGAAGCAUGUGCAGUGAACGUCUGUGCGUCGGCUGGUGUGUUUGGACACGUGUCGCCCCUGUAGCUGUGUUCGGACGAGUGUCGCCAGUGGCUCACUCUCGUUGUGCAUGUGUGUAGGUGUCUGUGUACUGGCCUACAGCAUCCUUGUGCCCCAGGCGUGUGUUUGCGCUGAGCCCCGGUGGGAC
This is a messenger RNA of Antrostomus carolinensis (chuck-will's-widow), 1878 nucleotides long. Its product is annotated as gamma-enolase. Gene Ontology annotation, biological process: glycolytic process. Gene Ontology annotation, molecular function: magnesium ion binding; phosphopyruvate hydratase activity. The transcript has 11 exons. Gene Ontology annotation, cellular component: phosphopyruvate hydratase complex. The record is from RefSeq and is a predicted model, not a curated record. NCBI's taxonomy places the organism in Eukaryota, Metazoa, Chordata, Aves, Caprimulgiformes, Caprimulgidae. Bases 49 to 1353 code for a protein of 434 amino acids.